Podarcis raffonei (Aeolian wall lizard) is the source of this 4275-nucleotide messenger RNA. RefSeq names its product calcium responsive transcription factor (gene CARF). Gene Ontology annotation, biological process: regulation of transcription by RNA polymerase II. Gene Ontology annotation, molecular function: RNA polymerase II cis-regulatory region sequence-specific DNA binding; DNA-binding transcription factor activity, RNA polymerase II-specific. NCBI's taxonomy places the organism in Eukaryota, Metazoa, Chordata, Lepidosauria, Squamata, Lacertidae. The record is from RefSeq and is a predicted model, not a curated record. Bases 1047 to 2648 code for a protein of 533 amino acids. Gene Ontology annotation, cellular component: nucleus. The transcript is spliced from 15 exons.
UUAAAUCUGAUUAGUCUUUAAGGUGCCUCAAGACUUUUAAUAAUAAUUUUUAAAUCAUUUCUUAAUUCUACCCUGCCCAUCUUUUAAAGUGGUUGGCAAGGGGUUGGCUUGUUGUUCCCCAUCUUAAGGCUGUUGCUGCUCUCCUCGCCCAAUCUCACCCUUUUUUGUUUUUUUUCACAGGGUAUGUUCAACCUCUUGGAAGAUUUAUAAUAAUUUGGUUUUUGGGGGGUGGGGGAAAGAAAAGCCGUUCGUUGCACGACUGCUAGGGUUUGGAUUGGACCCCAAUACUGCCAAUUGGAUGCACACACAUAACUGCAAAUAUUUAUAAUUGUCAGAAAUAGGAUGUGACAGUAAAAGGUUGUCCUGCCACAGAUGGAUUGUUUGGCUUGCUUCAAAACACAUAUUUUUUCUAGAGACUGGAACUCAGAUUUUAAAAAUAAAUCAAUGUAGUUGGUAUCCUAAAUGCGUACUGUACAUUACUCUAAUGCAACUUCCCCAAAUAUUUAUAUUUUCCAAUUGUAAGUAGUAAAGUAAUUGGAUCUCAGAGACUUGCAAACUACAUCCAAAAUUGUUUCUGAUUGAUUAUUGGGGGUUUUUUGGCCAUCUUGCUGCCAAAUUUAUUGCAGCAGUCCUGAGGACCAGAAACUUUUAAAAAGAAUAGAAAUUCUUACAGUUCCAGUGUAUGCUUUCUUGCUAAUCCAUCAUAGCAUUAUCUUGAGAUUCUAAUAACAUGGAAGCUGCUUAAUUAUGUCAGAAAGUUCUGUUUUAUGAAGGAUGAAAAGUAUUUUAGCCUUGGGAAUGCCAAAGAGGGUUUGCAACACAAUCGUACACAAAUCUACUAAAAAAAUAAAUCCUUCAGAGUGCAACAGGUCUUAGUGCUUGAUGUAGGAUUCCAAUGUUAACCACUAAUUCAAAUGAAAAUAGGUAUUGGUCUCUGAAAUGUGAAAUCUACCUAGAAAGGAGGAAAUGCCAGAGGAAAUUAGACUGUACUAUGACAGAAUACCAGGGUUCAGAUUCUAAAUAUUUCUUUUGUAGUCUGUUCUGUAAUGGAAGAAAAUGGAGUUGAACAUGCAGCCAGUAUGGAGAGAGCUAGUGACUUAUUGGUCAACUCUAAUAAUACUGAAGAGGUGGAAACUGAAGACCAAGUAUUCCAGCAUCUAGCAUACGUGGAAACCGGGGACCCAUCCUUUGGGCCAAAUGUUCCUCAAGCAGUCCUGCCCAUCACAGCGCCCAUUUUGGAAGAUGUCUCUCAGUCACUGAAUGCACAAGUGCAGCUGUCCCAGACGCUCCCUUUUUCAGCAGAAGGGUUUCAACUUGUACACCAGAGUGGCCAUCCCCUUUAUGAAGUACAAUCCUCAGAGGGGUCCAGCACUCACAUGAUGAUAGUUGCCAGCCAGUCUGAAAAUGGGCAAGUGCUGCACGUUAUUCCUUCUCAGCCGGGAAUGGCACAAGUGAUUAUUCCCCAAGGUCAACUUCUGGAUGUCACCAGUUCUCAGGAAGAGAGAAAUGGUGGGAGUUUGCGAACUGUUGCAGUGGCUGCUGUUGCAGACGGUACAAGCAGAUACAUCCUUCACCCUCAAGCUUCUCUUACGGUGUCCAAAGCAACAGCCACCAGGUUAUUGGAAGACACUUUUCCAGUUUCCCCUCAACCGUUGUCCUCAAACACACCUACCUGGGCUCGCCGUCUCAGGAACUGUGAGAAAAUUGGGGAUUCAUACCGUGGCUAUUGUUCAAGCGAAGCAGAAUUAGAGAAUAUUCUAACAGUGCACAAGCAGCAAACACACAGCGUGUGGGGAACGCGCCAGUCUCCAAGCCCAGCUAAACCUGCCACGAGGCUGAUGUGGAAAUCACAAUAUGUUCCAUUUGAUGGGAUCCCUUUUGUCAAUGCUGGAAGCAGAGCCAUAGUGAUGGAGUGCCAAUAUGGGCCCCGGAGGAAGGGUUUUCAGCCCAGGAAAACUGGUGAACAGGAGGACAUUUCCUGCCAAGUGUACAAAGCCACCUGCCCUGCAAGGAUCUAUAUUAAGAAGGUCCAGAAGUUCCCCCAGUAUAGAGUUCCGACAGACCCCAAAAUUGAUAAGAAAAUUUUACGUGUGGAACAGGAGAAAGCUUUCAACGUGCUGAAGAAAAACCUGAUUGAUGCUGGUGGGGUUCUCAGGUGGUAUGUGCAGUUACCUACUCAGCAGGCUCAUCAGUAUCAUGAGCUAGAGAUGUGCCUCCCACGAUCGCCAUUCUCCAUACCUUCUUCUGAGGGAGAGGACGAUGCAGGCAAAGACGAAAGCUGCCUGCUGCCCUCGCGACUUCACCCGCAAGUUGCAGAUAAGAUCCGAGAGCUAGUGUCUCAAGGAAUAGAACAAGUCUACGCAGUGAGGAAACAGUUACGAAAAUUUGUGGAACGAGAAUUGUUCAGACCUGAUGAAGUACCAGAGAAGCACAACUUGUCUUUCUUUCCUACUGUAAAUGAUCUCAAGAACCACAUUCAUGAAGUGCAGAAGUCGCUAAGAAACGGGAAGAUAUUAUACAACUCAGAAACUAUUCCGGCAAUGCUUCAAUGGACAACAGACAGUGGUAAUAUUCUUACUGAAACAGUGACUGUUACACUUGCCUCUUCACCUACUGAGGCAACUCUUGAAACGGACCAAUUGAACUGAAAAACACAUCUUACUCCUGGAACUGGAAGGGAGCUCACCAGAGAAAACCAUAAUCAAAGUGGAAUCAAAUGGAGCAAGGGAGCUCUUAACUUCAGAGUUACUCCAGCCCAUAGUAUUUACCCAGCAAAAGGGUUUACAGUUGCAAUCAUUUGAUGAAGCAGCAGCCCUUCUGAGGGUUGAUAGCAAAACACCUCUCCAGCCCGCAAGCCUUACGCAUUCCACAAGGAGGCACUUAACCAUCCGGCCUAUAUUCAAUAAGGAUAAUAACCUUCAAGCAAGUUUCAGUCAAGCACAGAACAAUGCUACAACAUCAGCGCUUGGAGAACAACAUGGACCAAAUCAAAGGGUUGUGGCUUUGGGUCAGUUUGUAACUGUUGGCAGCUUGGGGGAUGCUGAAGCUCUUGAUACGAAUCAGAGUCUUUUGGGAGAUGAGCAGACCGUUCCCACACAGACGGCAGACAACUGUCCAGCUCUUAGAGAAGGAAGCAGCAGCAGCUGAAGAAGGGGACACUGUCUGCAGAGGUCAAUAAACAAAAGAACAGGCACUAUAUCCAGAGAUGGACAAAUACAGAGACUUGCAAGCACCAUCUGUGCUUGAGUCUAUGAAGGCUGUUGAGAACUUGGAAUGAAGAUAGGUCAGGUUUUGAGAAGACAUUAUUUGAUGCAGGCUCCUUAUGACAAUCUGUAAUAGACAACUGCUUUGAUUUACAGCUGAUCUGAUUCACUGCCAGUUCCAGAUCGUUCCUCAUGUGAAGCUACUCGUGUCUUCCUUCUUUGCAUGAUGUUUCAAUACCCAAAUGACCUGUUGUGGUCAUAUUUGAGAAGACCUUCCGAAAUCAGAUUGCUGAGGGGAUUAUUAUUGGUUUUUUAAAUAAUUUUGAGCCCAAUAAUGUCUGCUCUCACUGAUUCCUCUCCACCUGGGGACCCUUUAACUUGUCUCAGCACACACAAGGACAUUUGCCUCGAUAGCAGCAGCAAUGGAAUUCCAAGAGACAUUUAUUAAUUGAGACCCAGCCAAUUAGCAGCUGAAAAGGGGAGAAAACGAUUUUCCUGGGGAAAAGAAUUGGGUUGCCAGCAAAAAAACAACUGUUGAACUUGUAUGAUUAGCUGACAUUGUGGAAGAAGGUUUCACCUGAUACCUACAAUUAACCUUCAGAUUUAUUGAUGGUGUUGUCUUUUCUCAUUCUGCACUCCAUAAUACUGAACGGGCCGGCAACCUAUGGAGCACGGUGGCUAAAAAGAGCCCUUACAUUUGGUGAAGAGUUACUCUUCAGUUGAUCUCUCUCUUGUUACACUGUGCGCUGUACCCUUCGCAGAGAAGUGCAUGGGAUUUAAAGCCUACUGCUAAGUCAUGCUCAUUCAUGUGGUAGAACAGACUUCUAAAAUCCAUAAUGUGUCUUGGCUGUUCAAGAAAUACAUAGCAGUCCCAUCCGUGAGUUAACGGGUAAGUUGAGCCUUCUGUGAUCCCUCCAACCCCCUUCAAGAAAGCUUUAAGAAUGCAAAAGAGAGUGAUAGUUCUAAUGUGAAGACUGCCAGUUUAUUAUUUGUUGAAGUUAUAUCAUGCCCUUUCUCCUGAAAGCGACUAGGGUAGCAAACUGUUCCACACUUGUGGGGGGGGACUGAUAUA